Messenger RNA from Girardinichthys multiradiatus, 5561 nucleotides. It is a transcript of the gene fam135a, whose product is annotated as family with sequence similarity 135 member A. The transcript is spliced from 21 exons. Bases 348 to 4532 code for a protein of 1394 amino acids. The record is from RefSeq and is a predicted model, not a curated record. NCBI's taxonomy places the organism in Eukaryota, Metazoa, Chordata, Actinopteri, Cyprinodontiformes, Goodeidae.
CGGCUGAGCGCAGUUCAGUGUUCAGUAAGCAGCAGCUGCUGUCAGCUCCACAGAUUGAGCACUGUUAGCUGAAUUUGCAUAGCAAACACAGCUCUGUGGGACGACUAUAUGGCCGUUCUUCUUUUUUUAUACAAUUUUGGGGGGCGCUGCCAAGUGAAUUUUGCCAGAUAAGGAAGUAACGUAGUGCGAAAAGAAGUGUUUUCAGCCAGUAACCAGCAGUUAAGAGGACGUUAGCAGAACUGAAAUUGGAGCUAACAUUGGUUAACGAGCUAAUGCUAGCUUGGCGACGCGAUGACAUGCAGAUAUAUCCAAGAUGAUGUAAGGCAUCUCUGCCUGUAUUGACCAAGAUGACUGAAGUCCAGGCCACAGUGGAGUUCUCCGUGGAGCUGCACAAGUUCUACAAUGUGGACCUGUUCCAAAGAGGGUUCUACCAGAUGCGUGGCAGUCUUAAGGUGCCUCCUCGUGUUCCGCACAAAGUUGAGACCAGUCUCCUUCAUCCAGGAGGCUCUGAUCUGGCAUUUCCUGCUUCAGUCCAGGAUGAUGUCAUCAGCAGCAAAACUUUCCAAAUCUUGUAUAAGAAUGAAGAGGUUGUUGUCAACGAUGUUCUUCUCUUCAAAGUGAUGAUGCUUGUGGAUGAGAAGAAGUUGGAAGAGUCUCUCAAUGAAAUGGAUUUUCAGCUCUUCCUGGAUUUGUAUUUCACAGAUGGCGAUUAUACACCAGAAGAUCCAAGUUCUCUGCAGAAUAUUAGUGGUCGUGUACUUCAUUUGCACUUUAGUCUUCAGCGGGGCAUCCACCAACAUAUCAAUGUCAUGUUUGACUACUUCCAUCUGUCUGUCAUCUCUGUAGCCAUCCAUGCCUCCCUUGUGGCACUACAUCAACCCCUAAUCAGUUUUCCUCGACCUGUAAAAGCCACAUGGCUGAACCGAAACGCUCCCGCACAGAGUAAGGAUUCAAUCAUCCUGCCUCUGGAGAACGUUGUCUUUGGCAGCAGCUAUGUGAAGCAGGUGUCACCAGAUGGGAGAACAUUCCUCGUAUCAGACAACUGUCUCCAACAUGCCUUCAGCAUGCACCACAACCUUUGCUCCAUUCUCCUAAUAGCCUACCGGGGCCUCUUUGAUUAUUUUACCUCUAUAACCAAGGACCUGCCCUCGUCCCAUCGUAUGGAACUAGCCAAGCCCAGCAUGCAGGCCCUAUAUGAGAGAGUACUCAGAAGACCAUACCCCCGAGGGCAAAGGCACGUCUACAUAGAACAACUUGACUUGGAGGCCCGUCUAGCUGAGCUGUGUGAACAAGUAAAGCUAAGGGCGGAGUCACCAGACGAGCUUGCAGAACUUGUUAAUAUGAACUUGGCGCAGCUCUGUUCUCUGCUCAUGGCUCUCUGGGGACAGUUCCUGGAAGUUGUGUCCCUGCAGGAGCACGUUGCUGCCCUGCUAGCAAUGGAGCACCACACACUAAGAGUAAGACGGUUUGCUGAGGCUUUCUUUUGUCUUGAACACCCAAGGCAGUCUGCAUUGGCAUAUCAGGAACUACAUGCUCACAGUCACCAACAGAUGACUAAUGCCAUCAAAAGCUCCAGCUACUUUUUGUGCUUGCCUCCACUACCAGUGGAAUGUGCAGACCUUGAUGGGGACGUAAGCUCUUUGCCAGUUAUUUUUGAGGAUAGAUACCUUGAAUCCAUCACGGAAGAUCGUGACGGGCCAUGGCUCGGCGUGCACAAUACAAGAAUUGCUUCAGUUUCCAGUAAAACUGACAAGUCUAACACAAAGGACUGCAGUGCAUCAGCCAGUGCAAUACCUGAGUCACGGAGUGCUCUUCUGGAUAACACCUGGCCAGAAAACUUUGAUCCACCACCCAAGUCCAAAGGAAAAUCGGUAAAACUGAAGAAAAACUCAAAGACCGAGAACUCCAAGAAGUUGACCAGACAGGGUUCCAAGGACUCUGUGGUUUUAGUGGGUUAUAAGAACCUUAAAGGCCCCCAUAGCAAUAUUAGCACAAAGUAUAAAGAAGAGGAGGGUUCUGGUAGCCAAAAUGAGGAGCAAGAUACCUUGCAGCUUGACUCAAGUAGCUUUUCACAGACUAAUGCAAGUUCUGUUUUUGACUCUAGUGGCACAUCAACAAAUCUGGGAAACAGUGCUGAUGACUCUGUUACAGGCUACAAUAUAACUACGGCAGCAAGUAAUAAAGCUGUUUUUAAAAAUCUUUCUGCCUUGGACUCAAAAAGCAGUUCUCAGGCUGGUACUGGGGCUAUUAUCACAAGUCAACCAAUUCCUAAAGGUGUUCAUGUAGACCACAUUGGCCAAAAACAGCAACUAUGGUCUUCUGGCCUAAUGGAAAAAGAGUCAAAACCAAGUUACAAAGACCCCAUCCAAGGUGAUAAAGUAAACAUUCUUCUGCCAAAUCAGACGGGUACAAAUCAUAGCAAUAAUAUCCCUAAAAUCACCCAGACAGAUCUUUGUAAUUCCCAGCAGUCUGCAGUGGAAUCUGUUUUUGAAAGAUCAACUAAAUCUGCAGCACAACGUAGUCCGGCCUGUGCGGUCACAGUGCAGGUGAAGAGUGACUGUAUCAGGUUCCAAGAUGUAGGGGCCACUAGUGCCUCAUCUCGCCUCUCAGGCUCUGGGAUUGAGAGUGAGCCCAGCUCCUUUGCCACUCAGCUGGUUCUAGGACCACAAGCAGGUCCAGGCUUCAGUGAAUCGGGUGUCCCUCCUUCACAAACUGAAAAGACUGUCCAAAGUCCUGCUCCGCUACCUGUUCAGCAGAAUACAAUGCAGAAGCCCAGCGGCACAGAAAAUACAAGUGCUGUAAGUGAAGUCCAGUCCUCACUUACUUCCAUCAACUCCCUGCCCUCAGACGAUGAGGGCGAAGGUUCUAAGAGCUCCACUGAUGCCAAAGUCCGAGGCAGAGAGUCCAGGAUUUUGGUGCAAGAGCAGAGUGUGGUGUUCUCUGGAGAUGUUAUUAAAAGAACUGAUGUAGCCUGCAACCCUGACACCGUUGCUGGUGAUUUUCAACUUAGAAAAAACACAUUUGACCAGGAAACGGAUUUUAAAUUUGCAGGAAGUUCUGAAAUUGGAGUGGAGGAAGUAAGUGGAUUGGGGACCUCAAAAGAAUCCCGCAUUGAACCCCACACAGCUUGCCCUUCCAGUAACUCUGCCACCAGUAGCACUGAUCUGGUGAAACGUGGGAUGGUAGAGAAUUACUUUGGCUCUUGCUCCAGCACAGACGUGUCUGAGAUCAGCCCUGUGGAAACAUCUGCCAUAAUUCAGGCAGAGGCUCCUGUUGAGGAGGAUGAGGAUGAGACAGAACAUGAGAUGAUUGAGAACGGUUACUAUGAGGAAGGUGAUGGCUAUGAUUUUGUAAACGGCAUUGCAGAUGACGAUCAAACUGCAUCUGGGGUUGCUGCUCCUCAAGAGACACGCCUUCUGUUUGAGCAACUUAGCACUGAUCAUCUGCAUGAAACUAAGGAUUCAUCAAAAGCUCCUUUAUGCUCCAAACCAGCCUCCAGCAUUGUUCGAUAUAGUAUAAGUAAAUCUCCCUAUUCCUACAGUUCCUCAUCAUCCAGUCUGCACUGGUAUGAAUGUGCACCUGCGCCACAGAUGACAGCGUUCAUCAAGGCCAAAGACGAAAUGAAGCAGCUCAAGCUCCCUGGUUUCUUGUACAGUGAGGUCCCCGAACUGGCAUCCACCGUUCCCUAUUUCAGCUUGGAGGAGGAUGAAAGCUGUGAGGAAGGCAUCCAUCUCAUUGUGUGUGUUCAUGGUCUGGACGGUAACAGUGCAGACUUGAGACUGGUGAAGACUUACCUGGAGCUUGGACUGCCUGGUGCUCGUAUAGACUUCUUAAUGUCUGAAAGGAAUCAGAAUGACACGUUCGCUGACUUUGAGUCAAUGACCGACCGCCUGCUGGAUGAAAUAGUCCAGUAUAUUCAGAUUUACAACCUCACUGUGUCAAAAAUAAGCUUUGUGGGUCAUUCUUUGGGGAACCUGAUAGUUCGCUCAGUGUUAACCAGGCCCAGGUUUAAAUGUUACCUGAGCAAGCUGCACACCUUUCUUUCCCUCUCAGGACCUCACCUGGGCACACUGUAUAACAGCUCUGCUCUGGUCAACACAGGCCUUUGGUUCAUGCAGAAAUGGAAAAAAUCAGGAUCACUCUUGCAGCUGACAUGUCGUGAUCACUCUGACCCUCGCCAAACUUUUCUGUACAAACUCAGCAAAAAAUCCGGUCUGCAGUACUUUAGGAAUGUGGUGCUGGUGGGGUCGCUGCAGGAUCGCUAUGUUCCCUAUCAUUCAGCUCGAAUAGAGAUGUGCAAAACGGCUUUAAAAGACAAACAAACAGGGUCUGUUUAUGCUGAGAUGAUUGAAAACCUGCUGCUGCCGGUACUUCAGAACAAAGACUGUAAUUUGGUCAGGUACGAUGUCAUUCAUGCCCUGCCCAACACAGCCAACUCCCUUAUCGGUCGGGCAGCCCACAUCGCCGUCCUGGAUUCUGAGAUCUUUCUGGAGAAGUUCUUCCUUGUUGCGGGCCUCAAAUACUUUCAGUAGAACUACAUCUGAAUCAAACACUUGGCUGGACAAAAGGAAUGUGGUGCUGAUACCUCACUGCAAUUAUGAUUAUUAUUAUUUUUUUCUGGUAGUGAGAUUUAGAUCAUCUCCUUUUUAAAACACUUAUAUUACACUUAAUUACCCUUUCAAGCACAUUUUAGGAAAAAUCAUGUUUUUUAUGUUUAUACUGGAAUCCGUAGAUGUAGAAUUGACCCUUUUUUUUCUACCAUCUUUUUUUUUUUUUUUUUUUUACUUUAUUUCUGUGUUAAAGUAUUUCUCCCAUCAAGUUAUAUUUUAGUAUUAUUUAUGUGCUAUGUUUUUAUUUUGAAUUUUAACUAUUUUACUUCAAGUUAACUGAGAAAUGUUGAAUGCGGAACUGGAAAUGUAGCUGCUACAAAAUAAAAUGGUUGUGUUUGGUGAGCUGUCCCAAGUCAGUUCUGCACAUACUGUACUAAGCAUUGAAAAUGUUUUUCCACCAAUUUUAAGAGACAUUGCAUUUUUGCACCUCAAGUACAUUUUACAAGCUUUUGUACAAAGAAUGUCAUUUGUAAAGAGAAGUUACUUUUCUAUCAAAAAUUUCCCAUCACUUUUAAAGGCGAAGGUUGCAUUUGAAAUAGGGUUGUUGCUCAUUUCUUGCAGCUUUGGCUUUGUCCACGAUACUUUAUGCUGUGGGGCGCUCUGCACAUAUACCCAGCCUGGUGUUGGGAGACUAAAGCUUUGCCUUCAACUUGAUGGCAUUUCAUUUUAAGGAUUCUAAGCAAUGAUCGUACAGAAAAAGCACAUAUUGAAAGUAUUUAGUUAAUUAUUUGGUGAUAAUUUAUGCUUCAUGAUCCUCUGUGUGUGUGUAUAUAUAUGUAUAUAUAUCGUUGUACUAUACCAUUAAAAUGUAUACUGUAAAGUAGAUAACCUAAUGCGUCUGUCUUUAUGUUCAUUUUUGGAAAAAGAUGGCUCUUCAAAGACUUUGGUAAAUUAUAGCAAAAAUGGUUUGAAAACGUUACAAUGCCUGCCAAUAAAAUUUUAUCUAACAAA